Messenger RNA from Colias croceus (clouded yellow), 10158 nucleotides. It is a transcript of the gene apolpp, whose product is annotated as apolipophorins. Gene Ontology annotation, molecular function: lipid carrier activity. Bases 68 to 9955 code for a protein of 3295 amino acids. The record is from RefSeq and is a predicted model, not a curated record. Gene Ontology annotation, biological process: lipid transport. The transcript has 58 exons. NCBI's taxonomy places the organism in Eukaryota, Metazoa, Arthropoda, Insecta, Lepidoptera, Pieridae.
GUUCAGACGUCGUGGCAGACGCACGUAGUAUUCGUAUAGACUGAUUUAAUAGUGAUAACCCCUAAAUAUGGGGACGAAUAGUUUAAGCUUUAGUGUUAUUUUAUUGCUAGCGGUUUUAUGGAGGCCAGCUUUAAGUGACAAAUGCUCAAUAGCGUGUAAAGGAUCUCCAUCAUCACUAAGCUUUCUCAACGGACACACAUACAACUAUGGCGUCGAAGGAACCGUCUCCGUCUACUUGACAGGAGCAAAUAAACAGGAGACAAACGUGAAAGUCUUCGGUCAAGUAUCCGUGACGGCACUUGGUAACUGCGCUCAUUCGCUUAAAGUCAGCGCCUUGGCUAUUUCUGGUCCUGGUGGCAAGAAAUACCCCGCACCUAAAGGCAUUGACAAGGUCGUACAAUUCAGCUUCCAAGAUGGCCGUGUUGGAUCUCAAAUCUGCGCUGAGGACGGUGACACCAGAGCUUCUCUUAACAUCAAGAGAGCCAUCAUUUCUCUCCUGCAGACAGAACAGAAAUCAUCUACACAGAUCGACGUGUUCGGCGCUUGUCCCACCGACGUGUCUUCCUCCCAAGAGGGUUCAGCAGUACUCCUGCACAGACGCCGGGAUCUCUCCCGCUGCGCAUACCGGGAACAGGGCAAAAACGACCUGAUCUCUGCUGUGUACAACCCAAGCGCUGUUAUCAAGAACACCCAGAUUCUUCAGUCUGCCCUGACUGUCGAGACUAAAGUAAACAACGGUAUUCCCGAGAAAGUGGCUGCUUCUGAAGACUACAUUUACAGACCUUUCUCUGCUGGGGACAAUGGUGCUAGAGCCGCUGUCAACACUAAACUUACCCUCUCUGGAACAACUCAAGGAGGUGGCAAUGGAGGCAACUGCCCCGAAAGCCGCACCAUCAUCUUCGAAAACCCCCACCAAGGUACACCCGACCACAGCAACGCACAGAAUGUACUCACCGCUAUCAAGGAAGCAUGCAAACACCUCGGUACUGAAGCUGGUUCCAAAUCUGCUGGUUUCUUCGCUCAACUCGUCAGGAUUAUGAGAUCUACAAGCAAGGAUGACUUGAUGAAAGUAUUUGGCCAAAUCAAAGGAAACAACCUCGAAAAACGCGUAUUCUUGGACGGUCUGCUCCGCGCUGGCACUGGGCCAAGUAUCGAGGCCUCCAUCCAGGUCCUGAAGGGCAAGCAGCUCUCUGCCCUCGAGGAGAAGCUGGUCUUCCUCUCCCUUGGAAAUGCUAGACAUGUCACCAGCGACACCAUUAAGGCUGCUGCUGGUCUAUUGGACCUUCCGGAUGCGCCCAAAGAAAUCUACCUUGGAGUUGGAGCUUUAGCUGGAGUGUACUGCCGCGCUCAUGAAUGCCAUUCCAGUAAGACGGAGGGAAUUAUUGCUCUUAGCAAGAAGUUCGCAGCCAAACUGCAAAAUUGCAAACCCAAGACGAAGAUUGAUGAAGACAACGUGGUAGCAGUACUAAAGGGUAUCCGCAACAUUCGCCACUUGGAAGACAGUUUGAUCGACAAGCUCGUGCACUGCGCGAACGACAACAACGUCAAAGCCCGCGUGAGAGUCGCCGCUUUGGAAGCUUUCCAGGCUGAUCCUUGUGCCGCUAAGUUGAAGAAGACCGGUCUGGACCUGAUGAAGAACAGGCAAUUGGAUUCUGAAAUCCGUAUCAAGGCGUACCUUGCCGUGAUCGCGUGUCCUUGUGGCAAGUCUGCCAAUGAAAUCAAGGCUUUGUUGGACUCUGAACCUGUACACCAAGUCGGCCGUUUCAUCACCACAUCUCUGCGACACAUCCGUUCAUCAGCCAACCCUGACAAGCAGCUCGCUCGCCAACACUAUGGACUCAUUUCUACUCCCAGCAAAUUCAACGUUGAUGACAGGAAAUACUCGUUCUUCCGUGAGUUUUCAUACAACAUCGACGCCUUGGGCGCUGGUGGUACCGUCGAAGAGGCCAUCAUCUACUCGCAGGACUCCUUCCUCCCAAGAUCUGCUACCUUCAACCUGACAGCUGAAAUCUUCGGACACAAUAUCAACGUCUUCGAGAUCGGUGGUCGUCAAGGCAACCUGGACCGCGUGAUCGAGCACUUUGUGGGACCAAGAGGCAUGUUCCGCACACAGAAGCCACAAGAGAUCUACGACAACUUGUACAAACGCGCUGAAGAAACCUUCCAGAAGGUCGACGGGAACUUGAGAGGCCGCCGCUCUGUUAAGAGCGAGGUUGACAACUUCGACAAGAACGUAAAAGCUGAAUCAGUCCCCUACAAUAACGAGCUGGACCUCGAUGUCUACCUGAAGCUGUUCGGAACCGACGCGGUGUUCCUAUCUCUAGGAGACGACAAGGGCUUCGACUUCAACAAGGGUCUCGACCAGGUGAUGAAGAUCGUCAGCGAUGGCAUUAACAAAGUCAAACACUUCCAGCAAGAAGUUCGCGCUCAUCUCUUAUUCUUGGACGCUGAACUGGCGUACCCCACAGCCACCGGUCUGCCAAUCAAAUUGGACGUUGUUGGAUCAGCCACUGGUCGUGUGGACCUGUCCACCAACAUUGACAUUCGCCAAAUCCUCCGCUCACCGCAAAAUGCUAAGGUUGACGUUAAGGUCGUACCCAGCACAGACAUUGAAGUCUCAAUGGUCAUGAUGGUCGAUGCUAAUGCAGUCACAGCUGGAAUUAAAGGAAUCGUGAACCUACACUCGUCUACUGGUGGUCAUGUUAUCGCUAAGGUCAUUGAGAACGGCCAAGGAUUCGAUCUCCAACUGGGUCUACCAAUUGACAAACAAGAAAUCAUAACUGCAUCCAACGAACUUGUAUUCUUCUCAGCUGAAAAGGGACAGAUGGAAAAGCAGACGCCAAUCAAGUUUGACUCUGAUAAGAAGUCAUACUCUGAAUGCUUCGACCAAAUGUCUGGAAUUCUUGGUCUUACUCUUUGUGGAGAGUUCUCUGUACCUUUUACAUUCUCAGGACCUGAAGCCCAAGGUUCAAUUUCCAAAUUCUUGGCGAAAUACCCAGUAGUGGGCCCCGCCAAGAUUCGAGUAGCGCUUGAGAAGAACGACCUUCGCGGUUACCAUCUGAAGGGAGCCUUGAGGACAGACAAACAGACCGGCAAAUACGGCGUUGAACUGCUCUUUGACGCUGAAGGAUCUCAAAACCGACGCACUCAAUUUAACGGAGAUGUCAUAUACAACCCAGAGGAGAAGACUCUCAAACUAGCAUUAGAGUCGCCGAUCAAAACGUUACACGGACAAAUUUCGCUCUUCACCAAACCAACAGAACAAGCACUUCUUGUUGAUGCUAAAAUCGACUCUAUGGCCUAUUACGGUAAAGUUGGUUUUAACGCUCAAGGCAAUGACAGAAGGAAGGUCUGGAAACCAAUUCUUGAAUACGAAUUGCCAGACAAAGGUGGCAGACAGAACCUUAAGGUCGAUGGACAAUUGAUUCAGGAAUCCAAUGGACCAGCUGUGCGUUAUACUUUGGAAGGAAUCAAGGUUAACUUGCCAAACUCUAACGAGCCAGUAAACGUAGAGGGACACUUCAACUACGAACCUAAAGUCAUCGAGAUGGACCUGAAAGCAAAGAAGGGACAACACAACCUUCUCCUGAGCGGUUCCCUCAAGGGAUACGAUGUCAAACUCGAAUUCAUGAACACACUCAACCCAUACGUUAACUUCAAGGUCAACGGACACUUUGAAAAUGCCAAAGAUACAAUCCACAAUGACAUAGACUUCUACUAUGGUGGUGAUCUUCGCGACUCAAACCAACGCGUCACUUUCAACCAACUGCUGAAGUUUCCUGAUGCCGCUCACGUUAUCACCAAGAACAAACUUGAAAUCCACGCCUUACCAAUCAAGGGAAAAUUCGACCUGGAAUACGACCCUAAAAAGUUUGAUUUAGACGUUGAAGGAAAUUACAUGAACAGAGAGUUUGAUUUAGAAGUAGAUGCCCGUAGACACAUUAAAAAGGAAGGAGACUAUAGAGUCAAAUUAGGCCUGAAAUUAGACAAACAAGCCGUUGAAGUUCUCGUUAAGAGAGAUAUUGUUUCCGCCGACAAAUCUAAUUUGGAAAACUACAUUGAAAUUAAAAACAUGGCUAAAUACGAACUGUCCGGAGUUGUACUACACAGAAAUAAGGCUAACGAUUUGAACAUUGGAGCUAUUGGACACUUGAAACUCGCUGGUGGUGGUAUGAAGGAAGAUAUUAACUUCGACACCGGUAUCAUCGAGAACGAAAAUCUAUACUCCGCUCACGCUACCAUCUCGUUUGCUAAAGACAACGUGGCUCUCGACUUCCUCGCCAAGGUCAACCGUGGUGAGAACCCAACUGGUCAGCUGAAGCUGAUCCUCAAAGAUGCCAUCAGCGCUAAUGGACAAUUCCAAGUAACUGACAAUCAAGGCAAAGGAAACGGUGUGUUUAUCGUCGAAUUCAAAAAGGCACAAAGAAAAAUUAAAGCUGAUGUGAAAUUCGUUUCCAAAGCACCUGUAUACAACGCAGACGUUGAAUUGUUCCUUAACUUCGAGAAGGAUAACAACGAAAAACUACACUUCAGCACUACCAACAAGAGGAACGACAAGCUUAUUGAUUCCAAGAACAAGUUGGAAUACAACGGCAAAAAGACAGAAGUCAAUGUGCACCAAGAGGGAGGUCUGAUGGGAGAUGAUAAGGGCAACUUAAAUGUUGAGGUUGUGCUUCCAACAGAAAGGUGCCUGAACUUGAAGAUCGACCGUGAGCUUGCUGCUAAAGAUGGAGUAUACAACGGUCACGCAGAUAUCCUUCUGUCUGACGCAGCCAAGCGUGGAGGAGCUGCAUCCAUCAUCAGCUACAAGGGCAAACUAACCAACACUGACAUGGAAAAGACAUUCGACUAUGAAGGUGCAGUUGAGAUGCGCUUGCAAAAUGGCCGCGAUCUACAGAGCAACUUCUUCUACAAGAAACAUCCUAAUGGCGAUAAAUUCGACGUCAAAUUCAAGGGUGAUGUAUCAGGAAACCUAAUCCCCAAGCGCGCUCUGAUCGACGGUAGCUUCAGCUUCAAGGACAUCAGGUCCUUCGAAGACCCGUACCGCGUGAAGGCCAGCUAUGGUGACGAUCUCUCUGCUGAGGUGGUCGGCACUUACGUCGCACACUUCCCAGAGACCGGCGAAAAGAAAUACUUGGAUGACUUCACUGUCUCAGUCCGCUUGCCGUUCGAGAAGGCCCAUGACAUCAAGUUCGUGUCUACAUUACUAUACCUGAAGCCCGAAAACAAGGAUUCUGAAGUGACCUUAAUUGAAUCUCUACAAAUCAACGGAGACAUCUACAAGAUCGACGGCAGCAGUAAAUACAACACCAAGAAUGGAAACACCAAGCUGAAGCUCAUCGUUCCCCACUACGACCCUGUUGUGCUCGAUGUCAACUACAAGGCUGACAUAGAAGGUGACUCCAAAUCUGGCGAUAUGGAAUUCAAAGCACAAUACGGCAAGGGCAAAACUGCGUCCCUCAACAUCCAGGGAUCAUCAGCAGGCAGAGAUUACGAGCUGAAGGUCAACGCGAACGCCCCACAAAAUGAUAAGCUGAAGAAGCUGGUUCUCAAUUUGCACAACAAGAACCCAACACCUGACACCUACGACAGCGUAUUAUCAAUCGACGCUGACGGCCGCGUGUACCGCUCGGAGAGCUUACUGGUGUUGUCGCAGAUCAAGCCCGUCUUUGACUUCAAAUACUCAAGCCCUAGCUCUGAUAAGGUUGCGAGAGUCUACAUGAAGGGCUCCAACUUCGAGGCCAAGCACGGUGAGGUUGAACUCAAAUUCGUUAACUUCAACAAAUUCGACGUGGACGCUACCUUCGAAGUCGGUUUCCAGAAUGAUCUCUUCCUGAAAUUCCGCGGAAACUCGCAAUCGCUUGCUCUCAAGAACUACAAGUUGGAUAUCUCUAGCAAGGACGCUGGCAACGGCAAGAGAUUGGAAUUCAGCGCGAUUAAUGACAACAAGAAUGUAUUGAGUGGAAGUACCUCAUUAAUCAAGAAGGAGGAAGGUCUGAAGACAAUCAUUGAAGGAUCUGGAACCCUCAAGGUUAAAGACUCGCAGAAACCAGCUAACUUCAAGUUCAUCCGCACUUUGCUUACAGAGGGCAAUGAACAGGGCAUCGAGACAUUCAUCAACGUAGCUGUUGGCGAACUUAACCACGUUGCCGAAGCCCGCAUCACAAACUUGGAAUACAAGACCUCGUACGUGUACUGCGAAGAGAAGAAACAAUGCGCACACGCAGAAUUGAACUCCAAGAUCGCUAUGACCCAAGCCGGCGUGAUCCAACACCUCUUCAACGUCGGUUUCGACUUGCGUAAGCUCGGCGUCUCCACGGAAUUCGGGCUUGAGAUCAGCAACGAGUUCUCCGACAAGAAGUUCCCGCAGUACUUGCUCAACUUGCACGUCAACAGGGAGUCUGAUAAGAUGCACUUGAAUGCCUACAGCAAACCUGAGUUUGGCAAAUUCCCAGCUGGUUUCACGAUGACGCUGCCCAAACGCGUUUUCGCUGUAGAGACCCUUGUCCAAUACCCGACCGACAAAUCCCUGCCAUUCCCCAUCCGUGGUGAAAUGAGCCUGUACCCCGACAAGAACAGGCCGGAGACCAAGACUGGCGCCAGAUUCCUGGUCGACCUGAACGUUAAUGACCAAGGAGGUGACGCGUUGGCUGAAGUUGGCUUCGUCCACCCUAAGAUUCGCAAGGAGGCUCUCGUCCGCGUCCGCGGAGCGGUGCAGCGUCCAUCUGAAAACUCCGUCAAAGUGUCCAGUGUGGCUCUUGUCUCCCACCCUGUACUUGGCAACGACCGUAAAGCUGAAUUCAACAUGGAAGCCAGCCCUGUUCACGUUAAAAUUGUGUUCGACACACCAGUAGUAAAGGUCAUUGACCUGGAAGGAUCAGCUACAAUGAAGGAGAACUUGCAGCAAGCUGACCUUCGUUUCAGCUUACUGCAGCUCAAACCUGUGCAGUUAUAUGGUAUUGUUAAGGACUACCAAUACUAUGAAUUCAGCACUGGAUACAGUGAUGAGAAGGAACGCAAGCUGUCCAUCAUCGGUCACCUGAACCCAGAGGAACGUGUGGACGUCUCCGUUGACAUCGUUUUACCUGGACAGAAGAACAACAUCGUCCACGCCGCUCUGUUCAUGAAGGAUAACCAGGUCAACUCCGACUAUGGCAUCUCGAAGGACAAUUACAAUCACUUUGUGACCGCGUUCAAAAAGGACUUGGACACACUCAUUGCCAAGGUAAAGGAAAUUAGCGAGAAGAACAGCAACGACUUCAAGCAAAUGCUCAAGCGAGUGGAACCCAAGGCUAAGGAACUGGAACAGGCUUAUCGCGAAGACUUCCAGAAACUGAUGCAGGAAAUCACCAACGACAAGACUUUGAAAGAGCUCUCAGAGGCUGCGCACGAUCUCGUCCAAAUUAUCGCUAAGAUGAUCGAUGAAGUUAUAACGGUGACCAAACCACUGAUUGACAAGUACAUUGAAGUUGUGACAGACCUCAGCAAGAAGGUCUACGAAAUGUACGAGAAACAGAUCGAACCCCAACUAAAGGAACUGUGCGACAACCUCACAGCAGCAUUCAGACAAUACAUGGAUGGUAUCAUCGACGCCGCAGCUCAUGUGGCCGCUAUCUUUAUCGACUUCUUCGAGAAACACAAGCCUGAGUUCGAUGAAUUCAUCGGCACGAUUACCAACAUGUUCAAGGACGUCGUUCGUAUCAUCUUAUCUCAAAUGAAAGAAUUCCGUACUCGUUCAUCAGCACUGUUUGCAGAAAUCUCACAACAAAUCAAGGAAAUGCCAGUCAUCUCUAUGAUCAAGGAGAAGUGGCAAGAAUUAGCCGUCCCAGAACAAGUCCUGGCCAUUUUACAAGAAGGUCAACAAUCGAUCCGAGGCUUCCUCCCAACUGAAGAACUACAGAGCUUCUCUGACGUUCUCUUCAACUACAUUCAGAAGAAACUGCGUCAAGAAAAGAUUGACGAGAAGGCAGAACUUAAGGUUGUUUAUGAGAAAUUGGUGGCAGCUGCCACAUCUCUCGUGCAAUUCGUCAAGAAGAACCUGAACGAACUUGGAUUUAACUCUAUCCCUGCUCUUGUUAUGCCAUCCCUAUCUGGCCCACAAUCAUUCGCAGCGCCCUACUUCGGCGGCUCCGCUGGAAUGAGCUUCAUCUCUCAACUCAUUCAAGGAGACAUCCCCAACCCACUUAGCUUGAUCAGGGCUUACAGACCACGUAGUCUCAACCCAUUGGAUGAAGUACCAGCUAAGAUGCGUGCGGUAAUCGUGAACGGUCAGCACAUCUUCACAUUCGACGGUCGCCACCUCACCUUCCCGGGCACGUGCCGCUACGUGCUCGCGCACGAUCAUGUUGACAGGAACUUCACGCUGAUGAUGCAGCUGCAGAACGGCAACCCCAAGUCGCUGAUCAUGGAGGACAGGAGUGGAGCUAUUAUUGAGCUGAAGGAGAAUGGACAGGCAUCUAUCAACGGAGCCAAUCACGGCUACCCUAUCAUCGAAAAGGAAUCGUUCGCGUUCAGACAACCCAACGGACGCAUCGGUCUUGGCUCACUGUACGGUGUUAUGGCUUACUGUACUAGCAAACUUGAGGUGUGUUACAUCGAAGUUUCUGGUUUCUACCUCGGCAAACUGCGCGGUCUUCUUGGAGACGGCAACAACGAACCUUACGACGAUUUCAGACUACCCAACGGAAAGAUCUCUCAAUCAGAAAGCGAGUUCGGUAACGCGUACCGCCUGGCCGGCAGUUGCCCGCAAGUGAAAGCUCCAGAACAUUCGCACCACCAGAUGCACGCGGCACUGCCACCUGCAUGUGAAGCUGUGUUUGGAGGCACUUCACCCCUCAGACCAUUGUCUUUGGUCCUUGAUAUUGCACCUUUCAGACAAGCGUGCAUCCACGCAUGCAGCGGUGACGGCGAAGAUGCGAUCCACCAAGCGUGCGACCUCGCGCGCGGCUACGCGGCGCUGGCUCUGACCGGCCUGCUGCCCGCCGUGCUGCCCGCGCGCUGCGUGCGCUGUGUUGACGGCGACAAGCCACGGGAAGUUGGAGAGGUGUAUGAAUUCAAACUGCCAGCGAAACAGGCUGAUGUUAUUGUGUCUGUUGAGGUUACUAAGGCCAACGAACAAAACUACAAGGAACUAAUCGUGCCCCUUGUGUCGCAAGUGAUUGACGGACUCAAGAGCAAGCGCAUCUCUGACAUCAAGGUGUACCUCGUCGGUCUUACCUCUAAAUACCCGUACCCGAUCUUGUAUGAUACUGACUUGAAACUGAAGAAUGCCAAGGUGAUAUUUGACGACGAGAGCCGCUACAACACCUGCGAGCGUGUGAAGACUGGCAUCCCCAGUGUUGACAAGGUUGAAGACAUCAUCAUGGACAUCAUUGAAUACAUCAAGGUUAAUGUUGGCGCCACAAACAUCAUGGCCGGCUACGCCUCCAUCACGGACCUACCGCUCCGACCUGGCGCUGUGAAGCAUCUCAUCAGCUCUGUUGGAACCACCUGCGAACCCCAGUUCUUCUUGGUUGAAGCCCUACGCACCGUGUCUUACGACAUCUGGAUGGAAAACAACGCAUACAGUGUGUCUGUCAUCACUGAGACAUCAAAGCUUGCGCCGAUCGGUGGCAAGCCUGUUGUUGGAUUCUCCGAAAAUGCCGUAUUAGUGUUGGGAGACAAGAAACAGAAGGACACAGAAGCGCUCAGAUCUAAAAUGGACAUUGGCGUCAAUGAUGGUUGCAUCAACAUGGCUCAGGAUACCGACGGUUUCGUGUUCUCCACGACCACCUACCACGAGCUGAACCCAGGACAGCGCAAGCAGUACCUCCAGACGGCAGCUGCGUCCAUCACCAGCCGCAUGCUGCAGUACAACUCCGUGCAGACCUGCACCUGCACUUACGUGGACCCCUUCAGGGUGCGCUCUGUGUGCGUGGCCACUGAGAGGAAGGAUGCGGCUCGCAAGAGGAAGUGAAUGUAAAGACACGAUCCGCCAUUAAAGAAAAUACAUCUAGUUCUACGUAACCGGGCUUCGAUGUGACAUACAUACAAAAAAAUAUCAUUAAGUCGAUUCUUCAUACAGUUAUAUAACGUUGAGGUCCGUUACAUUAUUUAUACCAAAGCAGAGUUUCAUAAGUGUUAAUAAUCAUUUGUAUUAAAAUAAAAAAAUAUUAUUUA